AUGGCCGAAAGAACCGUUUCAUUUCUAGAUUCAGAAGAAGAUUAUCAUAAAGAAUACAGAACUGAACAUUAUAGAAGAAACCAUAAUUAUAGAAGUGACGAAGAAAGUGAUGAUAAUUAUGGAAGAAGUGACGAAGAAAGUGAUGAAGAAAGUGAUAAUAGUACGGGGCCAUCUUAUCGCAGAGAACUGACUAAAACUAAGUUAGAAUUACUCCAGCCUUUAUAUAAAAAUAAGACGAAAGAAAUAGACAUCGAUGAUCCGAUUUGUAGAAAAAUCUUACUUAUUCAGGAUAUUCUUAAUGAGUUCCCUGAGCUGGAAACUAAUUUAUUAAACUCCAUUACAGGUGGAAAACAGAAACCUAGAAGAGGUUUAUCAAGAAAAUUCUUUCGUCUUUUGUUUGGUUUGUUGUUUCUCGCACUGAUGUAUUUGUGUAUUUUUAUCCUAGGAUUAAUAGUUUCAUCUUAUCUUUUAUCGCCAAUUCCUAUAACAGGUUCGGUAAUGACUAAUUAUAUGGAUCCAACUAUGGAAAAUGAUUUACAAAAAAUUGUCCUAGUACCUCCAACUGAGAGUAACAAUAUAUUAAAAAUCAGAGGCAGUUUCAAAGUUUCUUAUAACUUGUACAAUAAUACAUUUUUUUCCGGAGCUCUUUCUAUCUUUGCUCAUGUUUCCUAUCUACCUCAAUCUGGAACAGCAUCUAACUAUGAGAAAUGCUUUGGCGAUUCUGUAUAUAAAUAUAUAUACAAAUACACGUAUAAAAAUGUGAAGAAUGGGAGUCUAGAGUUCUUUAACAAAUCAGAAUAUAACACUAAUAACAUGUCACUUAGAGACGACGAUGUUCUGAAAAAGAAAAGAUUUGGUAGUCUAAUAACAUUAGAAAAGGUAGAAAAUGAAAAAAGUAUGAAUAUAAAGAGUGUAAAUGUUGUCGAAACAACGGUUUAUAAUGCCUUUUUUGAGCAUCCUCUGGCCUCUAAUAAAAUUGAAAUUAUACCGAAAAUUUCAAGAGGAUUUAAUAAAAUUGUGAUUUUAGUGACUUUGGAAACUGAGAUGGAUCCUGAAAAGGAGGAAUACAUGACUAACAGAAUGAUGCGGGAUUGCAAGGAUAGUGGUUUCUUAACUCUGAAACUGGACUCUAGUUUACAAAGUUUUGAUACCAUGUUAUUUAGCGGAAAUAUGUUACCUACGAGUUUUUUGCCGUUUUCCGUACCAUGUAUUAUUACUUCAAAUAAGGAGAUUCUGGACAAUGUGGCUUCUAUUGCCAAGAAUCAAAGGGUUCUGUACAACAGACAACAAUUUAUUCUAAAGAAACUAAACACCUCUCUUAAUAUUUAG
Messenger RNA from Theileria parva strain Muguga, 1329 nucleotides. RefSeq names its product putative integral membrane protein. The record is from RefSeq and is a predicted model, not a curated record. The coding region runs from base 1 to 1329 and encodes 442 amino acids. NCBI's taxonomy places the organism in Eukaryota, Apicomplexa, Aconoidasida, Piroplasmida, Theileriidae. The transcript has 2 exons.